This is a messenger RNA of Phymastichus coffea, 1804 nucleotides long. RefSeq names its product ADP-ribosylation factor GTPase-activating protein 2 (gene ArfGAP3). The coding region runs from base 95 to 1804 and encodes 569 amino acids. NCBI's taxonomy places the organism in Eukaryota, Metazoa, Arthropoda, Insecta, Hymenoptera, Eulophidae. Gene Ontology annotation, biological process: COPI coating of Golgi vesicle. The transcript has 8 exons. The record is from RefSeq and is a predicted model, not a curated record. Gene Ontology annotation, molecular function: GTPase activator activity.
GUAUAUACAUUCUAUAUAGAUAGGAAAGUAUAAACCAUCUAUAUACAUAUUCAGUUGCACUGGUAGCAUCCAAUCGUUUAUAAUCGUUUAUAACAUGUCAAAAAUGGCAGAACCAGCACCGUGCAAAAGCGAUAUUGAGGAUGUUUUCAAAAGAUUGCGUGCCCUUCCAGCAAAUAAGACAUGCUUCGACUGCAAUGCUAAGAAUCCAGCAUGGUCCAGUGUCACAUAUGGCGUUUUCCUUUGCAUCGAUUGCUCAGCUGUACAUAGAAAUUUAGGAGUUCAUUUGACAUUCGUGCGCUCAACUCAACUUGAUACUAACUGGACAUGGCUACAGUUAAGAAAUAUGCAAUUGGGAGGAAAUGCAAAUGCUAGGAAAUUCUUUGCCCAGUACCAUUGCACAACUACUGAUGCACACCAAAAGUACACAUCGAGAGCUGCCAUGCAAUACAGACAAAAAUUAGCUCAAGCUGCAAGUCAAUCCAUACAACGCCAUGGAACCAAGGUUCUUCUACCCACACUUCAAAAUAUAGUGUUGCUACAUCUUGAUGAACAUGAGCAUGAAGUAGGAGAUAAUGAAGCUGAAAUAGAUUUUUUCGAAGCUCACGAAAGUUUUGAUGUAAAUAGUACUGAAACCAAUGUGCCUAAAGAUCAUGUUCAUGCAGAUCCAGUAAUGAAUUUAGUUAAUGAAAGUCAAGAAAUCAAAGACAACGACAAUAUUCAUGCUGAAUUGGAUAUUAAAGACUCCACCAAAGAAACUUUAGGACCAUCAGUCAAUAUUUGUGAAUCAGCUAUGCUAGGAACGUCAGAAAUAAAACCAACCAUUGGCGUUAGAAAACCUCAACCAAGAAAAGCAGGACUUGCUAAAAAAGCUAGUUGCUUUGGUGCUCAAAGAAUUGUAACGAAUUUCGAAGAAAUCGAAAAGAGUGCUCUCUCUGCUGAAGCUAGUAGAGAGAAGCCAGUAUUAGAGGCGUCAAAGAACGAUGAAGAAAAAGCCGAGAUAGAAAAACGCUUGACAUACCGUAUCGAACAAGACUUAUCUGAACAAGCCAAGAAAGUUGAAGAGAGAUCUCGCCAGUACAACCCUGUCAAGGCUCAUCAGGCCGAGCGCUUGGGAAUGGGCUUUAACACCAGACGAGGCGUAAGCCAUUCGGUUCUUACUGACAUGCAGACAAUAACCCAAGAAAAUUCCUCAAAAGUGAUGGUACCUUCAGAGCCCAAAAUAAAAGAUGUUGACACAGAUCUUGAUUACUUGAUGUCUGAUUUGGUCGAUAUAAUGCCGUUUACUACAAGUACUUCAACCAGCAGCAAAUCACGCAAUGAUGAAUUUAUCAUCGAAGAAGAACCCGAUAGACAUGGCAUAUCUACUCAAUUUUCUAAGACUAACAAUUCGUCUUCAAUGUACAGUAAUCCUUCCAAUAAUAGAAGUAGUAGCAAUAACAGUAGUAGUAGCAGCAAGAAGAUACCAGAUCAAGGUGAAGCACAAAAAAAAUUCGGAGGUGCGAAAGCUAUCAGUUCAGAUCAAUAUUUCCGUGAUUGUGCUAACGAUAAUUCUUGGGAACAGAAAAAUAACUUGAGACGUUUCGAGGGCUCGACAAGCAUAUCUUCAGCUGAUUAUUUUGGCACUGGCCAGUCAAACCCAACUUCUCCGACGUCUUCGUUAUCAAUGAAUCUUGGGGCUAGAGGUGGUAUGGACUUUGAUGACGUUCGUGAAAGUGUGAGGCAAGGUGUUCAUAAAGUGGCCGGAAGACUUAGUUCACUUGCCAAUGCUGCUGUUAAUUCUAUACAAGACCGAUAUGGACUAUAA